AUGGAAGAUCAAGCAUUUGUCACCUUGGCAACUAAUGACACCUAUGUGAAGGGAGCGCUUGUCCUGGGAUUCUCUCUCCGGAACUGCUCUACUACAAGAAAGCUGUGUGUGCUUAUAACUCCUCAGGUCUCGGAGUCCAUGAAAAAAGUGCUUAACAAAGUUUACGAUGACGUUCGAGUGGUGGAUGUCUUGGACAGUGAGGACUCGGCACACCUAGCUUUAAUGGAACGUCCUGAACUAGGAAUCACAUUAACCAAACUCCAUUGCUGGGCACUGACACAGUACACAAAAUGUGUGUUUAUGGAUGCAGAUACAAUGGUUUUGACAAAUGUUGAUGACUUGUUUGAACGAGAAGAGCUGUCUGCUGCACCGGAUCCAGGCUGGCCUGACUGCUUCAACUCUGGAGUGUUUGUAUAUCAGCCAUCUAUUGAGACCUACAACCAGUUAUUACAGUUGGCGAGAGAAAAAGGAAGCUUUGAUGGUGGGGACCAGGGUUUGUUAAACACAUUUUUCAACACAUGGGCCACACAAGAUAUACAGAAGCAUCUACCUUUUCUUUACAACUUAAGCAGUGUUUCUAUAUACUCUUAUCUGCCAGCUUUCAAAGCAUUUGGAGCAAAUGCCAAGGUAGUGCACUUCCUGGGUAAAGUGAAGCCAUGGAACUAUACAUAUGACAGUAAAACAAAGACUGUGAAAGGAGAUGCUCAUGACCAAACUCUAAUUCACCCAGAAUUUCUCCAGCUUUGGUGGGACAUGUAUUCUUCAAGAAUCUUGCCUCUCCUUACAGAACACGGUGUGGUCAAAGAUGUGUCAGUUGGCUUAAAAGCGCUGUCGGGCUUGGUCUGUUCACUGGCUUUCUCUUGUCGCUUCUGUAGAGAGGAGGAAGUUACAGAAGCCGUGUCACAGAUGUGCAUAGCAUCUCCACCACCUCCUCCACCACCAUCUAUAUCCUCAGAAGAACGCAGAGAGCGAUGGGAACAGGGUCAGGUUGACUACAUGGGAGCCGAUUCGUAUGAUAACAUCCAAAAGAAGCUAGAUACUUAUCUCCAAUAGAAUUCUACUGUCCUGCACAAAACCUCAAUGAACUUUUCAAGACCUGUUCUGCAUCUAGAACAGUCUUCUACCAUAAUGUUUACUAAACUGCUAGGAGCUUUACUAAAUUUCCUCUGGUGGACAUGUCCACUUUUGUGUGGGAAAUGGAAAAAUAGGCAUCUUUUUUUGUUCUACACCCAGUUCUGUGCCAUUUAUCAACUUGGACUAGCCAAGUGACCUGUUCACUGGUUUAGGUAACAAACAACCUGUAAGUAGCACUUAACCAAGUUUAACUACGUCCCAAAGGAUGUGGCUAUUGAUGAACUAUUGAUGCUCUCGCUCCCACUGUUCAA
Molecule: messenger RNA, 1385 nt
Organism: Nanorana parkeri
Lineage: Eukaryota; Metazoa; Chordata; Amphibia; Anura; Dicroglossidae
Gene: GYG1
Product: glycogenin 1
Exons: 8
Coding region: 1-1053 (350 amino acids)
Cellular component (GO): cytoplasm
Molecular function (GO): glycosyltransferase activity
Source: RefSeq, a predicted model, not a curated record